Dalotia coriaria is the source of this 4269-nucleotide messenger RNA. RefSeq names its product adherens junction protein p120 (gene p120ctn). Gene Ontology annotation, cellular component: adherens junction; nucleus; cytoplasm. NCBI's taxonomy places the organism in Eukaryota, Metazoa, Arthropoda, Insecta, Coleoptera, Staphylinidae. The coding region runs from base 261 to 3206 and encodes 981 amino acids. Gene Ontology annotation, biological process: cell-cell junction assembly; cell-cell adhesion. The transcript is spliced from 9 exons. Gene Ontology annotation, molecular function: cadherin binding. The record is from RefSeq and is a predicted model, not a curated record.
GCGUGCGGGGCGGCGAACAGCGAGUUGUGCGCUGCGGCAGCGGCGUCCGAGGUGGAGAUCGGCGGCCCUUUUUUUCUGGUGACGUAGUCUCCAUUUUCGCCGGAUUCAAUACACGCAGGAAAGAGCAACCGGAGCGAACAAGAAAUGCAUCCACAAAAUGAGAGAAAACGCCAGAACCACUUGACUUGACUUCCCAAUAACUCACAGCAAGGGCACACGAAACUUUGAUCAAAACCGGCAAGGUGGUGCUCGCUAUCACGAUGUCUACUAAUCAGCUUAUGGAUUCUUGUCUGCUUGUGAAUCGACGUGUUGAGCAACGGCAGGAGCACAGCGUAACCCACACGCAGAUAACGCAAAGGCGAGUUUUGCCAGACAAAGCCUCCGAUAUGCCGCACUACAAGGGACAAGAUACCGGCGGCGUAUCUGUCAACGACAGCGUCUACCACGCGCACAGCAAUGGUCAUUCCGAGCACUCGCCCAACUCCAGCCACAUGUCCGUGCACAGCGACGAGCCGCUAGUGCGGAGUCACAAACAACAGACGACGCAGCAGGUGACGACCGUGACGAAGGUCGUCCGGGAAGUGCAGCAGCUCGGCGCGGACGGCGCGCAAGCCGAAUACGUGCCGGUGCCGAUCGGCGCUUAUCCACAUCCGCACGCCACAUUACCGACGCAUCCGCACUCCCAGUACGUCGACUACAUGGAGCAGCCGGCACACCACAUGUACUCACAGUACCACCAACAUCCACACUAUCAGGACUAUGAACAUUACCCGCCCCCGAACGCCUAUGGCACCUAUAUGGGUUAUCCCGCGGGGGCGGAGCGUCCUGGCACACCGCCAAGUCCUAGCGAACAUAGUGGUGCACCUUCUCCGCUCCCUUUGAACGCCCAGACGGCUGGCGCGUACCUUGCAGCUGGGUAUGAUGUAGACGAACACUAUCGUAUUACGCCCUCACCGGGCGGACCUAUUCUUGAUCCCUAUCAGGAUGAUCCUGCUGUUGUCUAUGGUUAUGUCUCACCCUCACCUUAUGGUACAGCCGUACCACACCCGGGUCCUACAUAUGUCUCGCGGCCGUAUGAUGAAAGCCUCAAUGUGCCCGUCAGCGCCGCGUUGCCUAUGUUCGAAGACGAAGAACUUCAGAAACACAUGAGUAAGAUGAACCUACACGGGCAUGGUAUUGGUAUGCCGCCCCCGACACACGGGCGUGCGCAUGCAAUGGCGUCGCCUGGUAGUGUCGGCGGCGGGGAUGAUGACCAGCGUGGAAUGCGCUGGCGUGAUCCCAAUCUGACCGAGGUGAUCGGUUUUCUCAACAACCCCAACAACGUCAUCAAGGCGAACGCGGCGGCCUACCUGCAGCAUCUCUGCUACAUGGAUGAUCCAAAUAAGCAGAAGACACGCGCGCUCGGCGGCAUCCCGCCGCUAGUCAAGCUGCUCAAUCACGAGAGCAUCGAGGUGUAUCGCAAUGCAUGCGGCGCGCUGCGCAAUCUGUCAUACGGUCGGCAAAACGACGAAAACAAACGCGCCAUCAAGAAUGCCGGCGGAAUUCCCGCGCUGAUAAAUCUACUGCGACGUUCGAGCGAGGCGGAAAUCAAGGAGCUCGUCACCGGCGUUAUCUGGAACAUGUCCUCCUGCGAGGACCUCAAGCGCGCCAUCAUUGACGACGGCGUGGUGGUUAUUGUUACGUAUAUUAUUAUCCCGCACUCGGGCUGGGACCCGGCGGGCAAUACCGGCGAGACGUGCUGGUCGACGGUGUUCCGGAACGCCUCCGGCGUGCUGCGCAAUGUCAGCUCGGCGGGCGAGUACGCGCGGAAGAAGUUGCGCGAUUGUGAUGGGCUUGUGGAUGCGUUGUUGUUUGUUGUGCGCUGUGCCAUAGACAAGUCGAAUAUAGGCAAUAAGAUUGUAGAGAAUUGCGUUUGUAUCUUAAGAAAUUUAUCUUAUCGGUGUCAGGAGGUCGAGGAUCCAAACUACGACAAGAAUCCUUUACCCACACAGAGUCGUGUCACUGCAAACAACUCUAAAGGUGAAAAUUUAGGUUGUUUUGGGGGAAGUAAAAAGAAAAAGGACGCAGCUUCUUCAGACGUGAAGGAAAACAACGUUGGGGCAGCUGGGAUUGGUUCAAACAGCGCAGCAUCACGAGGGGAAGUCGUACGAGGCACAGAAUUACUCUGGCAACCAGAAGUUGUGCAGUCGUAUCUCGCCCUGCUGCAGAGCUGCUCAAAUCCGGAGACCCUGGAGGCGGCAGCAGGCGCAUUACAAAAUCUAGCAGCUUGUUACUGGCAGCCAAGUAUUGAAAUUCGCGCAGCUGUACGAAAAGAAAAAGGUUUACCCAUUUUGGUCGAACUACUGCGUAUGGAAGUCGACCGGGUGGUUUGUGCGGUUGCGACAGCUCUACGCAAUCUCGCCAUUGACCACCGCAAUAAGGAACUCAUCGGUAAAUACGCGAUGCGAGAUCUGGUCCAGAAGUUACCCUCCGGUAACGCGCAACACGACCAGGCCACAUCUGAUGAUACGAUUGCGGCCGUCCUCGCGACACUUAAUGAGGUGAUCAAGAAGAACGCCGAGUUUAGUAGAUCACUCCUAGAGGCAGGCGGCGUUGAGCGCCUGAUGAAUAUCACCAAACAGAAGCAGAAGUACACGCCGCGCGUGCUCAAGUUCGCCGGGCAGGUGUUGUUCACAAUGUGGCAGCAUCAGGACCUGCGCGACGUUUACAAGAAGCACGGCUGGAAGGAGCAGGAGUUUGUCACGAAGACAGUGGCGGCGCGCAACGCCGGGCCCAAUUCCCCGAACAACGCCAACAGCACGCUCAACCGACCGAUGGCGUCGCAGAGCGGCACGCGUUACGAGGAUCGCACGAUGAAGCGCAAUGCCGGCGGUGCGGGCGCGCAAAAUGCAAGCGCCGCCCGCCCCUCGGCCGCACCCGGGAAUGCAAACGCCGUCGGCGGCGGCGGCGCACCGGUCUACCAGCGGAACGAGGACAUCCCCAUGGCUGACAUGGCAUACCCAGACCUACAACCCCCUAUGGGGGGCGUUAGGGCUUACCCUCCCGGCCCGGGCCCAAACCCUCCUCCACCGGAGCCGCUCUAUGCGCAGGUGAAUAUGGACAAGAAACGCAACCGGCAGCCGAGUCUCGGCAACGCCAAUCAUCUGGAUGAACAUCAGGCGCUUACAGCGGCGAACGCCGCCGCCGGCAAGGACUCCUGGGUCUAGACGCCAUCUUGCCACACACAGAUUCACACUCUUACACACACACAACACACCAAAAAGAAACCGGAUACAAGCAGAAAGACGAGAAAAUUUUCCACUUUUGAAUAGGGUAUAGUGAUGACCAUGAUUUACUAACUAAACUAGGGAUAAUGUUAGUGAGCGAGACAUUGAUUGAUUCCUUUCCGAGUUCGAAAUUCGCAUCUAAUCUAUUGUAUGUAUUCAUUCAUAUCCUCCUCUCAUCAAAUCCUUGCACCGAACUUUCGUUACGACUUUGGCUAAUUCUCGAAUUUGGCAACAAGUUUGUUUGGAUAUUUCCACUCACAAACCUUAACGAAAUACAUAGUACAGUACGAUACACACGAGUACAUAAUGAGAGAUAUGUAUAUCACUUAUAAAUGAUGAUAUAAAUUAUAGAGCAUUGUUACGAUAUGAUUUCGAUAUGCAUAUUGAAGUGAGUUGUUUUAAGUUUCGAAGAUAACAAACGAACAAGAAUUGACAAGAAACAAACAAAACCAACUAAAAGCCUGCCUGAUGCUGCGCCUGUUAAUAUUAUAUAUCAAUGUUCUGUCGCAUGUUCGGAUAUAUAAUGCACUGAUUCAUAAGAAAUUAUUAUGUAAACGAGCAAAACAAGCAGAAAAUUAUUUGUAAAACAAUUGCGUAUGAUUGACGGCGUUAAUUUUAUACAUAUACACACCGAAAAUGAUUUCUAUUUAAUGAUUCUAUUCUUAAAUGUUUAGUUCGUGGUGUUUACUGUGAUGAGCUUCAAAUGAAAUUGCUGUACAUAACGAUGAUAUAGAUUCUUUUUGUAUCUUAUAUAUGAUUUUUACAUGAUGAUGAUUUAAAUAAGUUUUAUUAUUUUAUUAUUCGCCCGCUCCCGAUGCAAGCUCGUCAUGAGUCGUCUUCUUUUUUUUUUUUUGUUUUAUUUCUUUGUCUUGUGUAUCUAUCGUAUAUUUGUAACUAUUUUUUUAUUUUAUUGUUUUUUUACAUACAGUUUAUUUGAAAUAAAUUUAUUAUAUACUUAACUUAUAAUCGAUAUACACAUUUAUAAAUAUAUUAAAAAGUACAA